Molecule: messenger RNA, 1887 nt
Organism: Amoebophrya sp. A120
Lineage: Eukaryota; Dinophyceae; Syndiniales; Amoebophryaceae
Source: the annotation of a GenBank genome assembly
AUGACGUCGCCUCAGUUUCGGAAAACUGCCAGCCGCAAAAUGGGAGGAGCGGUCUUCGGCAGAGUUUUGAUGUUGUGGUCGUUCCUGUAUCAAAUGCAAAAAUGUCUGGGUCAGGAAGAAUCCAAUUUUGUCAUGCUUGUCUGGCAUGACUCGAGCAUCUGUGUUGCAUAGGCACGAAAAGGCCUUAUUACCUGUCAUGCAAAAGCGCAGCUUACCAUGCCAUGCGGAAUACGUAAGCCAUGGAAGCCAAAAAAUUUGUCAACAUGCAUAGCUGCGUAUUGCAGUGCGUCUAUCAUUCACUUUUAGCAUUACAAGUUUCCAGACCCAGACAUAUUUGCAAUCCAUAUCCUGUUGGGUUCGUCGCUUUUCGGGUCGGCGUUGGAAAAGUCACACUAUCCUGUGCAAAAGUAUCGUACUCGUAUUGCAAUCAUGCGUUACAAAUCCUUUUGCUAAGGUAAAUCUGCAUUACAAAUUUUAUUUCUCAUGCUGAGAAAAUUUGUAAUGCAUUUAUACGAGUACGAUACUUUUGCAGUUCAUACACGCGUCUCAUCUGGGCCUCGUGUGGGGAGGCAUUCCGCGGGACGCGCGCACGUGGUUGCGGUGCACCGCCAGCCGUCUGACGGCCAUGGUGGUGAUUCACUGCCGCUACCGGCUUCGUCUGGGUCUCGUGCUCGAGCUCGUGUGGGGCUGGGGGGGCCGGGGCGCGGCUCCGCUGCGGUGCGCCAGCCGUCUUCUUCCAGGGAGGACGGAUUCGUCGACUUGGAACUGGGUGGUAACCUCCACAGUGCAGCAGGUAGGGCGUCUGCAAGUCGAGUUUCGGAGAGGAAUGGACUUCUCUUGCGCGCUGCUGGAAGCGCUGCUAGCGCUGCUCUCACUCUUGGUGAGGCUGUUGGAAGGCGCGCUCUUAGCGCUGCUAGCAGGGUUGGUGAGGCUGUUGACCGGUUCAAUUUAAGUGACGACCAGGAAAUAGAGGACCUGCGCGAGUUUAACGCCUUCGAGCAGAAACUCGCCGACUGUUGGGACAAUAAUUCCGAUGGAGCAGUCUCUUUGAAGUCGUUUUGGUUCGGUCCGCAUCAUAGAGCCUCCCUGUUCAAUAAGUUGCCGCCGCCGGAGGAGGCGAUCCAGAUUGGGAUUGAUAUCGCCCCCCAGGAAGAGGCUCGAAAGUUGUGGGAGGCAGUUGGCGACUUAGUCAAAUCUUUCCAUUUCCCGAUACUGCGAGACAUCAUCGAAGGGAGAGUCAGUGCUGCCGGCCUACGCCCCCGAGGUGGGGAUCGCAGCCACGUAGAGUUGCCGUUUCGUGACGAGUCUCGGACAUGGAGCAAGCUGCUCAUGUCUCGGACAUGGAGCAGAGAUUCUGGGCCUCUGGCUGACAAGAGGUUGCUGCCCCAGAACAUUCGACAGUCGACAGAGGGUAAGUUCGUCCCAUAUCUUGUGCGAAAUUACAACGACACUUAUUGGGAUGCGAUCCUGGGCACGGACAAUGUCGAGGAAGAGGAUCCUAUUCUGUUUGCAGCAGACGUGUCGGACAGGGCUGAUGCAAACAGAGAAGCCGCAAUCAAGGUUGGACCUCAAGGGAUGCGUGUGGACGAUAUCUACUACGAAGAUUCCUCGAAUGGCACAAGUACGGCGGUGAAGAAAAUCAGUUGGACUGUCGACUACGACUUCCGGUGGGGGUAUACCCCCCUUUGCAAAUUCUCUCCGCGUAUUUCCUACCGUUCGCGAUGGAAGUGGAGCUUUUUGGUGGACUUUGUCGAGUCGGCGCCUCGCCUUCUGAGAGUUGACAUCGAAGAGUUGGACUUCAAGGCCUACGAAAUUGAACGUCCUCACCAAGGCCUCGAAGUUGAACGUCGCGAGGCUGUCCCUUUGCGUUCGCUCCGCCUUUCCUAG